Molecule: messenger RNA, 2677 nt
Organism: Magallana angulata
Lineage: Eukaryota; Metazoa; Mollusca; Bivalvia; Ostreida; Ostreidae
Exons: 3
Coding region: 1-2076 (691 amino acids)
Source: RefSeq, a predicted model, not a curated record
AUGACCAUUAAUAUUGUCCAACUUAAAAAGGAGUCUCUCCACCAAAGAAUGUGUGAGGGACUGCAGCACAUGUCUGAGUCAGUCUUUGUGGCAAUGUGUGGGAUAGCGGGGAUCUCACAACAGAUUACCAUCAGAAGGGAGACCGAAGAUGUCAAGGAGAUGGUGGAGAGACGACUGGCACCUCAUGAUGGGAUUAUUGGGAUGGUGAGUGGCAGUUUCAGAGAAGGGUUCAGAUUGAUUGGAUCAGAUAUUGACUGGAUGUUCUGGCAAAGCAACCACCGAGUGAUCAUGGACAUGUCUCAGUCUGAGUAUUACAACACAGCCAAUACAACCUUGAUUCUCUCUGACAGUUCUGAGAGUCCACCAGGAUUCACUUUACUACAGUUACUGACAACAACAACGGACAGAAAAGUCCAGUCAGCAUGUUUUAGAAUGAAUAACAGAUUCUAUAUAUCUAGUUCUAUGUACAGACAAUUAACUUGUUCAGCAGUAAUGCCUAAUUCUACUGAACAUGGACCCUGUGGUAGUGGUAAUAUAGCAGGGAUAUUAGAAUAUGACACUGCUUACUGUUUUGUUUGUGACUUUUGGCCUCAGUCUGCCUCCCCAUGGAUAGACAGAUGUCACUCAUGGCCUGAUCCUGAAGUUGUUCAUGAUAUUGUCAGAAAUGGGUGUCACUUUGUAGCAAUAGGACACCCAUUAGGACCAAAUGAAAACCUACAGUGGAGAAUUUCUUUUUCUCUGGCGGAAUAUAAACUUGUGUACUCAAUGAACCACAGUCAGUUUUUGAUAUACGGAUUGUUAAAAUGUUUUUUAAAAGAAGUGAUCAAUCAACAAUCAGAAGAAACCAAUAAACUAUUGUGUUCCUAUCACAUGAAGACAGCCGUUUUUUGGGCAAUUCAACAAAACACACUACCUCACUGGUGUCCACAAAAUCUCCUGGCUGGUUUUUGGAUAUGCUUUAAACUUCUCCUUAAAUGGGUGUAUAAGGGGAUCUGUCCAAACUUUUUCAUCCCACAAAACAACCUGUUUCUGGCAAAGGUCCAUGGCCCAACACAAAACAGAUUGUUCUUACAGUUACAUGAAUUAUACAAAAAAGGUAUUGCCUGUCUGUUAGGGUGUUCUUCUAUCAGGUCCUACAUCACUGAUAUCCUGUAUAAUCCUAGACUUUUGAUUUGUACAAAUGAGAAUGUGAUGAGGCCUGAAGUUGAUUUUGAUCUAGAACUUCUCAGACAAUGUUUAGUAGUUGAGAUUUCUAUCGUAAACUUUCAACUUUUAAAAGCUAUAAAAAUAGUAGAGCAGUUGGUAAAUUCUCCUCUGCAUCAGUAUCAAGAUGCCAUUUUACGGAGUUUGUCAUCCACCUUCUUUAAAAAUACUGCAUUUAUAUUAAAUAACAUGUACACUAUCGCAGUUGUUAACAAACAUGUAUAUAUUGCUAACAAAAUAUGCUGUCUCAUGCUGAAAUUAGCUGCCAGGUUUGGAUGUAUAUCCGAUAUGUUGUACAUCGCCAUGUUUUAUUACAAGACACUCAGAUACAGGGAAGCUUUAUCUGUUAAAGAGAUGACAAAGGUCAAGUUAGCACAGCCUUAUCUAAUGUAUAAUGGAUGUGUACACAGAGAGAGGUUUACGGAGGCUGUAGGGGGGCAGUCCUGGUCUACAAAGAUGAGACAGGCUGUAGCAAUGGAUAUCAAACUUUACAAUGAUAUCUGUUAUAUCAGUGAACUAAUACCAGAACAACAGUCUGCUCUACAGAACAAGUGGCCUGUUUUAAUUAUCCCAUUAUUUGUAAUGUUACACUUCCUAAAGUUCUUGUGUUACAGACACAUUGAUACAACAUUAUCACAAGCAGCUCUAAAUGAGCUACAGGUCCUAGUCCACCAUGAUCAGGGACUGUAUGUACUUGAUAUAUACAGAGACAUCUCCUGGGAAAUCCUGGGGAUCUGUCAACAGAUCACAGGGAACCUCCAGGCUGCUCUAUACUCAUACCAACAGUCACUCACACAGUAUCCAUUUCACAAAAUACAAACUGCUACACAGAGGAGAAUACAGGAUGUGAUUCAGUCCGUACAACUACAGUAAACAAACACUAUGUCUUGAUUGGAAAAUAAGAACAUAUUUAUGCUGGGUAUGAUUAAUUUCCACACAGAAAAAUAAUUAUGUUCAGGGGAACAUCUCCAGAUUAACAUUUAUUUACUAGAAACAUCAAUAUUUAUAUUUGAUCAGUGCAAAGUGGUUUAAUAUAAAAAUAUAAUGUUGUAUCAAUGUGUCUGUUAUUGUUGUACUUGUUCUUAUGGUUAAUUAAACAAUAUCCAACUCAAAAAAUUAUUUUAAUCAUAAGUUCACAUUGAAAUAUUAUUUUGAAUUAUUUCAGUGAUCCUCAAAUUUUUUUUCAUGUUUUUGUUGCAAUACCUAAAAAAAUCUAUAAAUAAUAUAGCGAUUCCCAUUGUAUUAUAUGUAUUUAUAACAUAAUAUUUACAUAUUCAAAGAAUCUUCGCCACUCUUAAAAAAUCCACUAUAUUUUAUUUGUGUUUUUUUUUUUUUGCCAACGAUGAAAAAUUAGUUUUUAACUACAGGUACAUGUAGUUUAAAUCGAUUUGUUUGCUUUCGAAUGUACAAACCUUAAGUUUCAAAUGCAUUGUUACAUGUAAUGUCAACUCUAACACCUAAAAUAAAUAUUGUA